Molecule: messenger RNA, 2649 nt
Organism: Coprinopsis cinerea okayama7#130
Lineage: Eukaryota; Fungi; Basidiomycota; Agaricomycetes; Agaricales; Psathyrellaceae
Product: RNA methyltransferase
Exons: 10
Coding region: 1-2649 (882 amino acids)
Biological process (GO): rRNA methylation; maturation of 5.8S rRNA from tricistronic rRNA transcript (SSU-rRNA, 5.8S rRNA, LSU-rRNA); maturation of LSU-rRNA from tricistronic rRNA transcript (SSU-rRNA, 5.8S rRNA, LSU-rRNA)
Cellular component (GO): preribosome, large subunit precursor; nucleolus; nucleus
Molecular function (GO): rRNA (uridine-2'-O-ribose)-methyltransferase activity; rRNA (guanine) methyltransferase activity
Source: RefSeq, a predicted model, not a curated record
AUGGGCAAAGGCCAAAAAAAGACCGGAAAAGGUCGUCUAGAUAAAUACUAUAAACUAGCAAAAGAGCAAGGCUACCGUGCCCGUUCGGCCUUCAAGCUCAUUCAAUUGAACAAGAAAUAUGGCUUCCUAGAAUCUGCAAGAUGUACCAUAGAUCUUUGCGCAGCACCUGGUGGCUGGCUGCAGGUUGCUAGCAAAUACAUGCCCCCCAACAGUUUGAUCAUUGGUGUCGAUCUCGUCCCCAUCAAGCCCAUUCCUCGAGUAAUUACAUUUGCGUCAGACAUCACGACGACCCAAUGUCGCAAUUACCUACGCGGGGAGAUGAAAGAUUGGAAGGCAGAUGUCGUACUCCACGAUGGUGCCCCAAACGUCGGUACUGCCUGGGUUCAAGACGCCUACAGUCAAUCUGAACUCGUCUUAAUGAGUUUGAAACUCGCUGUCGAAUUCCUCGCAAAGGGCGGCACUUUUGUGACCAAAGUUUUCCGCAGUGUGGACUACAACAGUCUCAUUUGGGUUUUCAGCCAGCUUUUCAGCAAAGUAGAGGCAACGAAACCACCCUCGUCCAGAAACGUUUCGGCCGAAAUCUUCGUUGUCUGUCGAGACUUUCUGGCUCCCAAAUUCAUUGAUCCCAAAUUCCUCGACCCGAAACACGUCUUCAAAGAUCUCUCAUCGCUCAUUUCUGCCGAUAAAGGACCCACGGUCAACGACACCCAAUCCAAUGUUUUUCAUCCAGAGAAGAAGCGUCGACACCGUGAUGGUUAUAACGACGGAGACUACACUUUAUACCACUCGAUCCCGGUUACCAAGUUCAUCCACUCUCCCGAACCCAUCGCCAUCCUUGGUACAUAUAACAAAAUCACAUUCGAUACCGAUGAGGAGAAGGAGUGGCUUAAACUCGACAUCACCAAGCCCGAUGUCAAGUUGAACUGUGACGACCUGAAGGUGCUCGGCAAGGGAGAUUUCAAGUCUCUGUUGAAGUGGCGGUUGGCCCUCCGGGAAGAGCUCGGUCUCGAAGUCACCACGAAACAAACAGAGGACGCGACUGAGGUCAUUGACGUGACCGAGGAAGUGGACGAAGAGCAGCAAUUAUCCGAAGAGUUGGAACGGUUGAACGCGGAAGCGGCUGCCCGCCUGAAGCGCGAACGACGAAAGGCCAACGAAAUCCGGACGCGCACCAUCCAGCGUAUGCAGCUUCAGAUGACUGCGCCCUUGGAUAUCGGUCUUGAACAACAUGACGCUGCCCUGAAUCUUGGCCAAGAAGACAUUUUCGAUCUCGAGCACACCCAAAAGUCCUUACGGAACAGGCAAGAGUUCAUCACAGACGCCGAUGGUGACAUCCUGGUGGACGACGAUGAGGGCCUUGCGGGACCGGACGAUGACGGCGAUGACGAGGUCCUGGAUACCGAAGACGAACGGGAGCGUAAAGUGGCCCAGCUGGAAGCCGACAUCGACAACCUCUACGACGCCUACCAGGAGCGGCUCAGAGAAAGAGAUUUGAAGUUCAAGGCCAAGGAAGCCCGUCGUAAAAACGCAGAACGGGAGGAGUGGAACGGCAUCGCCGAGAAGGGUUCUGACGAUGAAGACUCCGACGAGGACUCGGAGGGUGGUUAUGACUUGGUGCAACAGAGAAAGUUGGAAGACGGCACUUCGUCAUCUGACGACUCGGACUCUGAUGAGGAUGAGGAUGUGGUUCCCAAGUCGAAGAAAAUGAAGCGGCCUCAGAAGGGAGAUGAGAGCUCCGCGCCCAAGUCGAAAAAACGGAAACUGUCGCCGGGUCCUGGAACAUCUACAGCAAUACCUGCGCCUAGUGCGGCAUCCUCGCUAUGGUUCAAGCAGGAUGUCUUUGCUGGGGUAGACGGUCUUGACGUAUCUGACGAAGAGGACAGUGCCAUGGAGGAUGGUUCGGAGGACGGGGACAGCGGCUCGGAUGGAGAUGCUAUGUCAGUCGACGAGGAGUCCUGGGACUCGGAAUCUGGGUCUGAUGAUGAUGACUUUGAAAUCGUGCCACAAGACCAUUCUGACGACGACACAAUGUGGGAUGUGGAGGAUGACGACGAAGACGAAGCCAAGCGAGAGAAGAUAAAGAAGCAUGGUCUCGCUACUGCGGAAGCCGUCACUCUGGCACAACAACUCGUUAAUCGCCAAAAAACCAAAACGGAACUCAUCAACGAUGGGUUCAACCGGUACUCUCUGAAUGCUAAAGACGGUUUGCCAUCCUGGUUCGUCGAGGAAGAAGCUAAGCACUAUAAACCCAAUAUCCCUAUAACCAAAGAAGCGGUUGCCGCUCUCCGCGAAAAGCAGCGCGCAUUAGAUGCUCGACCUAUCAAGAAAAUUGCGGAGGCCAAGGCUCGCAAGAAACUCAAAGCUCAGCAACGUCUGGAGAGGGCGAUGAAGAAGGCUGAGGGAGUAAUUUCAACUACCGAUAUGACUGAGCGAGAGAAGGCCCAGCAAAUCGAAAAGUUGAUGAGAAAGGGUACAUCGAAGAAAAAGGAGAAGAAAGAGGUCAAGGUGGUUGUCGCCCGUGGUGCUACCAAAGGUGUUAAGGGCCGUCCCAAGGGUGUCAAGGGUCGAUACAUUAUGGUAGACAGGAGAGGAAAGAAAGAGUUGCGCGCCAAAAAACGGAGGGAAAAGGCUCAAAAGAAGCGCCGAUAA